CUGGCUUUCAAGUCAAGAACACAAGCAGAUUUGCCCUUACGCGUCCUCAUACUUCGAAACCAUCCCUCCCCCAGCUACCAUUAUUCCUAAUCUCCAUUACUUUGUCUCACGAGCCAAGUCUACCGUCGACACAUCCCCUUAUUAUCCCUCCGGAUUUUGAGCUUUCGACAAGAUGGCGCCCUAUAGCAUGGUACUCCUUGGCGCCCUCUCAAUCCUUGGGUUUGGGGCUUAUGCUCAAGAGGCUGCGGUUGAGGAACCCCAGAUAUUUUUCAACUUGACCUACACGGAAUAUCUGGAUAAGGUGGCAGCAUCCCACGGGAGUUCCCAGACGAGUGAUUUGCCGUGGAAUGACACUAUGAGCGGCUUUCCUGGGAACGAGACGGGCAGCAGCCUAUCGAGGCGUGGUCGCAUUGUCAACCUUGGAAAGCGUGACCCUGUCGGCGGGGAGGCUCACAACAAUCGCGUCACCAAUGACAUGCUCCAGGCGCUUCAUGAUCUGUGUGUUGAAGCAUAUGGCACAGGCUGGCGAGCGAUUAGUGGGUCGUGUCAAGACCAGGCAACGAGGCGUAUCUAUUGUGGGAAUCCGAAUGUCGCUGGGUCCCGGCGGAUGACGACCAGAGCUUGCCCAAGCGGCCAGCAGUGCACCACUUUCGAGGCGGUCAAUUAUCGUAGCGUCCGGAAUAUUUUUCCUGUCUGUGGGCCCCGAAUUGAGGUGACGGAGAGACAUGAUAUAGGGAUUCACACGGAAUGGGACGGAAUCUGGUACCCUGAAUCGCCUAAAUCGCCUGGGACCUACGAUUCUUUCGCCCAGAUGGCGGGCAGUCUCAAUGGGUACUUCAACUUUGAUGGUGCUUAUUCGAAUGGAGAGGGGAUGAGCUCUCGGGGAAGUGGACACUCGUGGUCAUGCAUUGCUUGCCCGGGAGGCAAGCUGACUAUCACUAGCACAGAUCGCGCAACUUGGGCGAUUGGAUAUACCAGCCCCCACUAA
This is a messenger RNA of Fusarium odoratissimum NRRL 54006, 988 nucleotides long. RefSeq lists its product as uncharacterized. NCBI's taxonomy places the organism in Eukaryota, Fungi, Ascomycota, Sordariomycetes, Hypocreales, Nectriaceae. The record is from RefSeq and is a predicted model, not a curated record. Bases 173 to 988 code for a protein of 271 amino acids. The transcript has a single exon.